Molecule: messenger RNA, 2463 nt
Organism: Colletotrichum paranaense
Lineage: Eukaryota; Fungi; Ascomycota; Sordariomycetes; Glomerellales; Glomerellaceae
Product: COG4 transporter
Exons: 2
Coding region: 1-2463 (820 amino acids)
Source: RefSeq, a predicted model, not a curated record
AUGUCAACACUCACGAAUGGCGUUUCCUCCCAUCGCGCGGACAGCGACAAUGCCGCCGACGGCGCACACAGCAGCGCUGCGGCCCGACCUAGCUGUAGCAGCACCAGCAGUAUCUACGCAGCAUCGAGCGUCGCCGAGGUGCAUGCUGCCCUCGAAGCUCUCCACGCCCGCGAAUCGACAAUCACGAGCCGUCUCGACGCACUCCUAGGCUCCCAGGCCGACCUCGCCCGCGAAUUAGGACGACUAGACCUGCUGCGCGCGGGGCUCGGUAGUCAGGUCAUUGCUGCCCGGUCCGUUGGCAAUGACAUGCUCUCGACGGCCGCGGACACGGCGGGGCGGCUGAGCAAUAAGGUGAAGGAGCUGGACUUGGAGAAGAGCCGGGUCGAGGAUACACUCGAGGUUGUGAAACAGGUCGUCGAGCUCAAGGCUUGUGUCCAGGGCGUCGUGGGCAGCAUGGGUGCCCCGCAGGACUGGGAGGCGGCCGCGGCGUACCUUGCGCGGGCGGCGCAGGUGCCGGAAGAUAUCACCAAGGGCAAAUUUGCGGCGUCGAUUGUACCGUCCGUCGAGGUUCCCGACCCCCCGUGGGUGACGCUCGAGAACGCCAAGGAGAGUCUAUGCGGGCUGUUCCUCAGGGAGUUCGAGAAGGCGACCAAGGAGGGAGACGGUGCCAAGGUGACGAGGUUCUUCAAGCUGUUCCCGCUCAUUGGAAGAGGAGACGUUGGUCUGGACGUAUAUGGGCGGUAUGUUUGCCAAGGCGUGGCCGGUACGGCGCGAUCGGUAUUGAAGGAGAGUCCCGGUGUCCAGGCGAGGAAAGAAGGCUUCUUCUAUGCGAAUGCUCUCACCAGAUUGUUCGACCAUAUUGCACGCAUUGUGGAAGGUCACGGAGGUCUUGUGGAGCUGCAUUAUGGCUCUGGCAAGAUGGUUCGUGUCAUUGAGCGUUUGCAGCAGGAGGCCGACGUACAAGGAGGCAUUGUCCUCGACUCGUGGAGCGAUGAGCGAGACGUGGACAGGCGGCUUAAGGACGUCAAGAGCUACCCCUUUUCUUUCUUGGUGCAGAGCUUUCUCCCUCAGCAGAGAGGUGGGACCCCGCGGGUCAACUCGCCUGCCAUGGGCGCCGGCGCAAACCCGCGAGCUAGUGAGGAUGAGGGCGUCAACAUGAAGGAGGUCGAUGGCCUUCUAAGUGAGAUCGCAAUCAUGCUCGGCCGGUGGUCUCUAUACUCCAAGUUCCUAGCAGGAAAGACUCGCGACCCAUCUACACCCGACGACGCUCCCCUGUCCGUGCCGGAAGUUGUCGUCAAGUCCAACCUCAGGAAGAAGGUUUCGGACAAGCUUACAUCCCCCUAUAACAUCAUGAUGACUUUCUUCUUCCGAAGAUCAGUCGAAAAGGCGUUUCAACUGGACGAGUCGCCAGCGAGCAGCCUGUCUCUCAGUAUGAACAAGCACAUUGACACAAACCAAGCAUUCAUCAUCUCUGCGGUUGACGACGUCAUGUACGUCGUCAGUGCCGUUAUCCAAAAGUCAAUAUCGACAUCUCAAAGAGACGUCAUCUCAUCCGUCAUUCCCACCAUCGGUCGCGUCCUCGGCUCAGACUUUGUCGGCAUGAUUCAACGAAAGAUGCGAGACGAGUCCUACCCCAAACCAAUUGUGCAAGGAGGAUUCCCGCCAGAAGACAGGAUCAUCCAGUUCAUCGUCCUCAUCAACAGUCUUGAUACUGCCAAUGAGUACCUCGGACGCAUCAUUACGACCAACGUCGGAAGCACAAACGACCCGCCAAAGGUAAAUGGCGAUGCUCAUGAGGCAUCACUUAGAGACACAUUCCCUUUCGACAAAGACGUUGCUUUCGUGGCUUCUGCUCUCAACACACUGCAAAGCUCCUUCACCACGAAGACCACCGAGCUUCUCAACGAGGGACUCCAGGUUCUUUUCAAGCAGGUCGUUCAACCACGCCUUCGGCCUGUGCUCAGCGACACCUUCCGCGACGUGGACUACUCUUUGACGGAAGAAGAGCUAGCCGACUUUGCUCAACAAAACGACGAGGACGAGGAGGAGAUGCUAGACCAGGUGUCCCGUCGCUUUGAGCACGGCUGGGACCAGCUCAUGAAGCCUGUCGCGCGUCUCAUGACGCCUCACACCUUUACGACGCUCCAUGACCUGACGGCGCGGUACCUCUCGCGUGUGCUCGAACGCAGGGUCUGGGAUGCCCGGGCAAACGCCUAUGGUGUUAUCCGCAUGGAGCGCGACUUCUCCAGCAUCGUCAGCACCGUGUCCAAGGGCAACUACGGCGUCAGAGAGCUGUUUGCGAGGGUCUCACAGAUCUUGAUGGUGGCCAAUAUGGAAGAGGAGGAAUGGGAGGAGAUUUCUGCUCAGCCGGAUGACGGGGAGGAGGAUGGUAUGAUUUGGGUUCUGACUGAAGAUGAGAGGCGGCGGGCGAGGCAUCUUACGUCUAGGGAGCGUAGAGGAUGA